AUGCCAUUCCUUGGGCGCCUUGCAGCCGUAGCCCUAUGGGUUACGGCUUCUUCUGCCUCAUUCUAUGACAACAAUUGUCAGAUCUGGCCCAACAAAGUGAUACCAUACUGUUUUGAUUCAUCGGUAACAUCAAGCUACCAGACCCAAUUUGAAAAAGCUGUCAAAUUAUGGACUGAUAAAGGGAUCCCAGUCACCUUUGAGAAUCAUCAAGAUUGCCCAACAUCUGAAGACACAGUCCGCAAAAUGCUCAAGGUUUCUACGCAGUCCGAGAAUCACAUGGCGUCUACGUAUGGCUAUCUCUAUGGGGAUAAGUCUGGUAGUCGAAUUAGAUAUCAAGAACUAAAGAUUGGUCUUGACUAUACCCCCCAUUACAAGACUUCUACCUUAAGGAAGAGCACAAAAUAUGUUGGAGCUAUUGCCCACGAACUCGGACGUGUUAUGUGUCUUUUGAAUGAAAACCAGCGAGGUGACCUAACGAACGAACUCCAAUGGCAAUGCGAAAAUCUGUAA
This is a messenger RNA of Penicillium taxi, 510 nucleotides long. RefSeq lists its product as uncharacterized. Lineage: Eukaryota; Fungi; Ascomycota; Eurotiomycetes; Eurotiales; Aspergillaceae. Bases 1 to 510 code for a protein of 169 amino acids. The record is from RefSeq and is a predicted model, not a curated record. Gene Ontology annotation, molecular function: metallopeptidase activity. The transcript has a single exon.